AAUUAAUCAAACCGAAUGCAUUAAGACAUAUAUCUUCCCCGUCCAAUUUUUCCCGAAAGGCCUUAAUCGAGUCUCUAGAAAUUCAGGAGAACGAGAGAGAGUUGACUUCUCGUGAGAAAUAAUUCCCGAGAGGUCUUGGUCCUCCGCAGGACGGAACAUUCUCCCACUGGGGUUUGCCCAUCGCAAUGAGCCCACAUACAAUCACAAUGGGCCUUACGGAAAGUAAAUUGGUGAUAGACGUCCUUUCCGAAGCGUACAAUGAAGCAAAGCGGUCUGGAAAUUCCAACGUCGAGGUAAAGCUCUCCAACGCGAAGUUCAUCGAAACAGUCCAACAAUUAUGGACUUAUAUUGCUACAGAUUCUACCGAUGUAACUCAGGGUGUGGAAGAUCAACCGCCGGAAAAUGACCGCGCUGGAAAAUGUUCAAAGACCACAAGACCUACUCAGUCAAAGUACGUUGUUGCUCCAGGAAUCAUGAAGAAAGUGUCAGGCUGGAAGGAGAUGCCUCUUUCUUUUUUUAAAGAAAAAGAGUCUCACCUUAGCUUGGUGGAGGACCCUCUUGCUGAAGCCUACAAGUAUUUGAGAAACCUUGUAGAGCGGUCUGCCCUGGAUAAAAUUCGGCGGAGACUUUUGAGGAUACUUUUCAAUCGUCUGAGGGAAAGAUUAGGAGUGAAGCGACUACUCCCCAGGCAUGUUGAGAACAUUGCGCAAAUAAUAUCCCGAUCCGGCGUUGUCGAACAUUGUGACAGAAAAACCAUCACGAAAUGGGUAGACGAAGGAAGUAGGAUUGACGCAUUAUGCCGAGACAUUGGAAGUAUCACUGGGGCUGGGUACGCUUACCUCAGGAAUCUAUUUUAUUUGAAUGAUAUCUCUGAUACGAGAAUGAUAAGAAUAAAGACAGACGGCGAAGACCGCACCAAGGAGAUUCAGCAAAUCAAGUUAAACUUGAUUUACGAUGAGAAUGAGGCACUGGAGCUUGAAGAACUGGCAAGCUUGUUGAUGAACGAACUAUGGAAGCCGAUGGAAGAUUUGAUCCCUCAACUUCGCUCAGAAGUGCAGCAGACGCAGCAAAUCCCAAUCCUCCAAGUCCAAGGUGCCUAUUCUCUGGCUCAAGGCACUCAAAUCCCAAACUCUUUCAGGGAUAUACCAGAAUACCCUUUCGAAGAUUCUGAUGCUUCAGUCCCUUCAACGCAAGGUGCAGACCAAAUUGCUUGCCAUGGUACUUCCAACUAUGAGGAUUUUCCCUCCGGAACUCAUCACACCGGUUGCGGUGAUAGACUUAAUCCAAGCCAAGAUGGGAAUAACUACACAACUGGUACUUCUGGUGUCUUUGCGGAAUUCUUUGAUUCAUUAGAUGUUGGAGAUGUCGCAGAUGUCGCAGAUACGAAUUGUGAGGGAAGUUUGGUCCCGAGCAUUCCUGAUGCUGGACUAAUACCGCCACUGUCCUACCCCGGGGCCACAUCAAGCGAGCCUGAUACAUAUUGGUGUACUAAUAUGGUGAUGGACGAUAUUUGAACCGUCGCCGAUCCUCGACCCUCCCAUAACAGCUGAGAGGAUCUGUCAAAUGUGAACGUCAAAGUAGCAUAUCAGCUUCAGAAGAAUUGUACCGAGAUGUCUAUGGUUAUCUCUACAUUGAUCUUCUAUUAUUGGGGAUUUGGUCUUUCAAACUCAUUUGUCGAUACAUCGAAAGGCUCUCUUGGGAUGAUCGAUUGGGAACUCCUUGCUUGCACUGACGGCACGAUUGGUCAACCAAGGGCUUGAUGGCUACAACAAGGACCAGCGCCGCGGAGUUGCCCAUCAUCUGGGAAAAAUAGGAUACUGCUCUGCUCAAUACAUGAUGAAAUUUCAGGACCGCUU
This is a messenger RNA of Penicillium subrubescens, 1856 nucleotides long. RefSeq lists its product as uncharacterized. NCBI's taxonomy places the organism in Eukaryota, Fungi, Ascomycota, Eurotiomycetes, Eurotiales, Aspergillaceae. The record is from RefSeq and is a predicted model, not a curated record. The transcript has 5 exons. Bases 186 to 1514 code for a protein of 442 amino acids.